Messenger RNA from Trichoderma virens Gv29-8, 792 nucleotides. RefSeq lists its product as uncharacterized. The transcript has a single exon. Lineage: Eukaryota; Fungi; Ascomycota; Sordariomycetes; Hypocreales; Hypocreaceae. The record is from RefSeq and is a predicted model, not a curated record. Bases 1 to 792 code for a protein of 263 amino acids.
AUGGGCCAACAGGCAUCUGCUCCCCGCAAGGGCGCCAAGUUCCGUGUCAUUGGCGCCGGAAUGCCCCGAACCGGAACCACCUCUUUCAGCCGAGCUCUAGAAAUCCUUCUCGACGGCCCGGUAUACCACGGCGGCACCCAAAUCACGAUCGGUCCCGAACGAGGCGUCAAGACCUGGCUCGAACUGUUUUCGCAAUGGCCAGCCAAAGACGAAGCCACCGAACAAAGAAACUUGGAGCUCAUCAGAAGUCAAACAGAUGGCUUCGUCGCCAUGACUGACAAUCCCUGCGUGGUCCUUGUUCCAGAGCUUAUGAAGCUUUAUCCAGAUGCAUUGGUAAUUUGCACGGAGCGGGAUAUCGACUCUUGGGAGAAGAGCAUGGACGCGGUUACCAACCACGCGACCAUGUCGUUCCUCCGCUUCGUCUUGUUCCCAUUGCCGACAAUGCGGUACUUUGUGCAAUUUAUCGAUAUAAACCGCCCUGUAUGGUCGCAUCUGUACGACGAGACCGUGCCACCUACAAGGAAGACCUACAACCGACACAUCGAGUGGCUGAAGGAGAUUGUGCCACCUGAACGACUCGUCUUUGUGAAUGUCAAGGACGGGUGGGAGCCAUUAUGCAAGGCGCUAGAUUUGCCGGUUCCGAAAGAUGUGCCAUUUCCUAAUAUUAAUGACAGCAAGGCGAUUGAUGAGUUGACAAAGAGGCAGGUCCGGCGAGGAUUGGCAAGAUGGGCUGUUAUAUUCGCGAUUGGAGGAGUGUCUGUGACUUUGGCUGUAAGAAAGUGGGUGAGAUAA